Messenger RNA from Gadus morhua (Atlantic cod), 1327 nucleotides. It is a transcript of the gene itpa, whose product is annotated as inosine triphosphatase (nucleoside triphosphate pyrophosphatase). The record is from RefSeq and is a predicted model, not a curated record. The transcript is spliced from 4 exons. The coding region runs from base 557 to 1129 and encodes 190 amino acids. Lineage: Eukaryota; Metazoa; Chordata; Actinopteri; Gadiformes; Gadidae. Gene Ontology annotation, biological process: nucleoside triphosphate catabolic process. Gene Ontology annotation, molecular function: nucleoside triphosphate diphosphatase activity. Gene Ontology annotation, cellular component: cytoplasm.
GUCUAAAAGCACUGAUGAAUGCAUAUGUAACCCAGUUCCUGUUAGGGACUCUUAUUCUGAAGGAGGAGAACGGAAUUGUCUGCGUUAGGGUCGCUGUUUUGUGUUGGGAGCGCUGGAAAUAAAGUGGAUCGCCCCGUUCGGUGAAUGGAGUUAACCGAUUCUUCUUCUAUAUAUUACCCAAGUAUAGGCAACAAUAAAACGCUCGGUUACACAUAUAUUUUUGUUUUCACAUGUUAAAGUAAUUAUCCCAUACAAAACUAAUCCUAUAUUGAUGAAAGCCCCCCCCCUUCUAACGUUUAUUAGCUCACGUUAGCCAUCAAGCUAAAGCCACAAAUAUUAUCGGAUCAAUCUUUGUACAUUCGAUUAUUAGGCAUAGAUUAGAAAACAAAAGGAGAUCGUUAAUACUUUGGAAUAACAUGGUAAUUAAUGAAACGCGCAUGCGCUUUUAAAAGACAGCGUUUACAGGAAGUGCGUCAUUAUUGCGCAUCUAGGACCCCGACUCGAUCCGGCAGCUGGUACCCCCACCGGCUCGACUCUGUGAAACUACGAAUUCGUCAUGGCUGUACCCGCCGGUAGAUCCGUGGUUUUUGUCACUGGAAAUGCCAAAAAACUUGAGGAGUGCCUGAAUACCAAGGAGAGCCAGACGAGAUUUCUAUACAGAAGUGUAAGGAGGCCGCACGUCAGAAUCCCGUCUGAGAAAGAAAACCCAGAGAGGAGGAGGUUGUGGAUAUGUGCCUUGAGACGUGACUCCGUCCCUGGGGAAAACAAACAAUGGCAACCAUCAAAGUACACGCGUCUUUGUAGCGAACAUUUCAUCAAAGGUGCCAAAUGUGACAACCCUUUGUCCCCUGACUGGGUUCCAUCCAUCUUCUCACACAUUCCAGCCACCAAGAAGAGGAAAAGGGAGAAAGACAUGGAAAGGUAUGAGCAGCACAGCAGAAUGAAGAACAAGAGGGUGGAGGAGAAAAAGAAGAAAGAUGCAGUGGAUGUCCUCCUUGACCUGUCAUCAGUACCAGAUGCUGGACCUGCGCCACCUGCUGUGGAUGAAGUGACAACAAGCCAUGCGAGGAAAACAUUGCAAGAUUACAAAGGGAGUGUAAUGACCUCAGGGAGGAAAACCGUAAGCUGAAAGACAUUAUUAAAUCAGGAACAUUUGAUGAACUGGCUUUUGAAAAAGUUGAUGAAAAAGUGAAUGCAAUGACUGGAAUCCCCACAUAUUCAAAGUUACAAGUAGUUUUAACAUUUGUGUUACCAUUUCUGCAGACUGGUACAAACCUCUCUCCCGUCCAACAACUUCUGUUAACUCUUAUGAGGCUGAAAAUGAACC